Messenger RNA from Mastomys coucha (southern multimammate mouse), 2281 nucleotides. RefSeq names its product cytochrome b ascorbate-dependent protein 3. Bases 236 to 964 code for a protein of 242 amino acids. NCBI's taxonomy places the organism in Eukaryota, Metazoa, Chordata, Mammalia, Rodentia, Muridae. The transcript is spliced from 7 exons. Gene Ontology annotation, cellular component: lysosomal membrane. The record is from RefSeq and is a predicted model, not a curated record. Gene Ontology annotation, molecular function: oxidoreductase activity.
CUCUGUAGCGGAUCCCGUGGUCUGCAGGCUUGCUGAAAAGUCUAUUCUCCGGCGUCCUGGAGGAGCCUAGGGAGUGGCAGCUCCCGCGGAUCCGGCGGGUCGCAGAGACCUGCCCCCAAGAGGACAAGUCUUGCAGUGUUAAGUGUUUUCCUUGGGGUGCUCAGACGGUGAAAAUCAGAGAUCAGGUCACCUUUCUGUGAGCCUUCUGCUGAGUCUAAAGGAGCUCUUGAUCAGAAUGGCUUCAGGAUGGUUUUUCCUGUCCUGCAUGGUGCUGGGAUCCCUGGGGUCAAUGUGCAUCCUCUUCACCACCUACUGGAUGCAGUACUGGCGCGGUGGCUUUGCCUGGGAUGGUACUGUGCACAUGUUUAACUGGCACCCAGUACUUAUGGUCUCCGGCAUGGUGGUGCUCUAUGGAGCUGCCUCACUGGUGUACCGCCUGCCUUCAUCGUGGGUGGGGCCCAAGCUUCCCUGGAAAGUUCUCCAUGCAGCACUGCACCUGCUGGCCUUCACCUUCACUGUUGUGGGGCUGAUUGCUGUCUUUCGGUUUCACAACCAUUCGAAAAUCACACACCUCUACUCCCUGCAUAGCUGGCUGGGCAUCACCGCUGUCGUCCUCUUUGCCUGCCAGUGGUUCCUGGGCUUUGCAGUCUUUCUCCUGCCCUGGGCAUCCCAGUGGCUGCGAAGUCUCCUGAAACCUGUGCAUGUCUUCUUUGGAACCAGCAUCCUUUCCCUGUCCAUCACAUCUGUUAUUUCUGGCAUCAAUGAGAAGCUUUUCUUUGUUUUGAAAAAUGCCACCAAGCCCUACUCCAGCCUGCCUGGUGAGGCUGUCUUUGCCAACAGCACAGGGCUCUUGGUAGUGGCUUUUGGCUUGUUGGUUCUCUAUGUUCUUCUGGCUUCAUCAUGGAAGCGUCCAGAUCCAGGAGCUCUGACUGAUAGACAGCCCCUGUUGCAUGACAGGGAAUGAAGUGGGCAGGGGCUCCUGGGAACAGUCAGCGAUGCAGCCUCUGCUCCCUCAGAAGCUCUGCUGAACUGGGGCUCCUGGCUGGUUUCAGCAGCAGACUUCUCUUGGGCCAGAGACCAAGCUUGCUCCUCCAGUUCCAGGCUUGCUCUCUCCAGCUACUUGCUGUCCACCUGCUGUUCUUGGUGGCUUGGACUUGUUGCCAUUUUUCCAGGUCCUCCAUUUGCACAAGGACCUCCUUGCCUUGGUCACACAUGUCUCUUCUGCUGGUCUGCAGAUUUCAGGCUGCUUUCCUUACCACUCCUAGGGAUGUGGUAGAAGCCAAAGCUGGAGUUCAAAUGUAGUCUACACGUGUAAAAUAUGAAGUUUACUCUCUGUGGGAGCAUUUGUCUCCGUUAGGUAGGCUUCCUCCCCCUCUGCUCUGUCCUGGAUGUGCAUUUGGGUGGCCGUUGCCUUGAGAGGUAACUCAUAGGAUAGUGGCAGCCGGAGAAGCCUUUGCUGUAAAGACAGGUGCCCGAUACGCUGCUCUUUUCACUCUGAUGCACUAUAUUGUGUGUAUUGUGACCGUGUCAUUCCCCCUCUUCUAGCUGCUGCUCCAGCUGCUUCCUGGAUCCCGCCCUUUCCCUGUGACUUACAUGCCUGUUCCCCUCACGUAGCCCUACAAGCUCUGUUAAACAGUUCUCCCAAGAACAGACGGCCUGUCCCUACAGUCCCAGUGAUAAGUGUGGGCUUUCUUUGGCCUUCCUUUCUGUCCCUUUGUGGGUAUGGGCCUUUCUGCUCCUCUAGCUAUACUCUCCCCUGACAGGGCCCCAGCCCACUAUGAAAUUGAAACCAGCAUUAUGAAGCAAUUUGCUGGGCAGAGCUCUGGGAGCCAUUCGUUGCUGCUGCCUUCAGAGGUGUUCCUUAUUGAGUAGUGGGUGCUUCUAGUCCCCAAAAAGUCACCCAGAUACCCUCCAUGGUAUACCAGAAUGUGAACUUUGCUCUUCUCCUGAAUAGAAACUGGGUAGAGAGGGAGGAGUCUUGCCCGACUCCUUUGUGUUAGCCUGUGGCACUACAUGCUUUCAUAGACAAGCCCUGCCAGGUCCCUCAGCAGGCAGGUGGGAAGAGUUGGGUUCCUGCACUUGCUACAGACAGUGACCAAGCUGAACUUCAGCCCGGCUGCCAGAAGAUGGGAGGAGGGCUGGCACGGACUUGCUGACUAAAUGAAGCCUGAACACCAUUGGGAUGACUGCUUGGCACCUGUAUGAACAUCUUCCUGGUUCACUCAUGAGUGGGUAUUUUACUUCAUGAAUCUGAUUUUUAUUAAAUGUGUUUUUAAACAUC